AUGGUUUCAUCCUCCAAAAAGCCCCUUGACAUUGAGUAUGCGGAACAAAUGCAGUCCCACCCAUACGGCACUGCCCUGUAUCGCCCUCAACCCCGCGACGUAUUCCACCCCGGAAUGGCGGGAUAUUUCAACGACGACGGGGAUUGGAAUCCUAUAGUCGAUCUCUCACAGCGGCCACAGCCAACGUUCACGCAAUCUGCUUUUACAGCAUCACUCGCACUCCCCGAUGAUCUUCCCGCCAUGGCGGCCCCAGAGGACCAUACCUGGGGCCCGAAGUUGGGUGCUACAACAAGCGUUCGCCAGAUCGAUCUGACUGCAGGUAUAUCGCAGAACGUGCUCUUGGCCGCGGCGGGUGUGCCCUUGAGUCUGGGGUCGUGCUAUCAAUUCGAAAAUAAAGAGUCCACUGGCGCGGUACUUAUUACCGGCUCCCCGAUUAGGCAUGAGAGGUUUUACCACGAGACACCUUUCAAGAAAUGGGUUGCGUCGAAUGCUAAGCGGCUUUUGACUGAGAGGGCUGAGCUGAAAGAUCAUGCGCUGUGGGUUAUCACGAGUAUCUGGACCGCGGAGGAGGCGGCUGUGAACUGUUGGCGGGAACGCCAUCGAGCUGUUAACGUCGGGUUCAAUGUCGGUUUUGUGGAGAUCGGUGAGCUUGCGCCUAAAGGGGGUUGGGUUGAUAGCGGGGCACAGGGGGGUCGAAGAGUAGUAUUCUUUGGAGGCCUAAAAUUUAAAUACAGACCUAUUAUUGGGGGACUCGGGUCGCAGAAUAGAUCCACUAAAUUCAGAGGGCACGGAAAAGAGAAGGAGACUGUGGAGGCCUCCCUGAAAACAGAUGAUGGUGCGGAGUACGAUCUUUCUUGCGAACCUGUUCUUGAAGAUGCGUCUUACCGCUCUCCUCAAAAUGUGGGUGCGCAAGAAGAUGAGCCCGAUGAGCUCGAGGUGGAUCAUGAUGACGAUGAUUGGUGA
Molecule: messenger RNA, 963 nt
Organism: Penicillium manginii
Lineage: Eukaryota; Fungi; Ascomycota; Eurotiomycetes; Eurotiales; Aspergillaceae
Exons: 3
Coding region: 1-963 (320 amino acids)
Source: RefSeq, a predicted model, not a curated record